GAUUGUAUGUACCCAUUGCUGUUCGCUUAUUCUUCUUCGAUAGAUCCACACGCAAAAAGGAGCACGUAAAGUUGGAUGUAAAUGCAUGUAGAUGGAUAUGAGGUGAUUUCGGCAGUUUAGCCUAGCAAUGGACAAGGUUGUCAAUCGUCUUCUCUAACGUCCGCGCUUCAUCUAUAAAUGCAGCAGCAGCUUGGCGUCAUGUCACUGUUCAACAGUAUCACCUGGAACACACAACUACGUCACAACUAUUGUUACGUCACGUCAUUGUCCCUGAAAAUCGCCGGCCAUGUUUGACAACAGUACUAAUGACGAUUGGCAGGAAUUAAUAGACCUAUGGGACUAUCUCCUCCACAGUGAUGUCGACCCCGAACUUGCCAUCAAAGCAGUUAAGGGGUCGAUGACCAGCUCUGUCAACGUUGCAGAGGAUCACGUGCAUGUCGCUGAUGUCGAGGACGUAUAUCCGACUGAGGACACCCCGUCUCCACCAGUAUGGCCGAAAUCCUUCACACAGAACCCGACUGGAAGUGGAGACAUUCUUCGUCCCCCUACACCAAUCUGGAUCGAGGGCAGAUACACUCCCGUCUUCAACACGGCACCCAAAGUAAUCUCCUGCGAGACUCCUGUCUUCAACGUUCACCCCGCAGUAAUCUCCAGCGAGACUCCUCUUGAAUCUUACGAAAUAGUCUCCAAGACAAAGAAAGCAUCAAGACUCGUCAGGUUCUUCCGCGGGGUGUGCCGGCUGUUCAGCCGCAAAAGCAUCCACAAGCGGGGUGGCUGGAACAGGCUCUAGACUUUCUUAUAGACCCUCCCCUUGUUUGGAGAAAAAACUGAAAAAAUUAAUCAUUGACUUUUUACACCCAUUGUUGAGUUUUUGUUUAUUUGAAACACAAAUUUACAUUUGUUAUUAAAUGGUUAAAUUGA
Molecule: messenger RNA, 921 nt
Organism: Haliotis rufescens (red abalone)
Lineage: Eukaryota; Metazoa; Mollusca; Gastropoda; Lepetellida; Haliotidae
Exons: 4
Coding region: 287-790 (167 amino acids)
Source: RefSeq, a predicted model, not a curated record